GAUAGAUGUACAUAUUGAUACAACUUCUGGGAAUAUUUCCUAAGAAAUACAAUACCCCAACUAGCAAAAUAACAGUGCAUCGCUUUUCCAUCGAAAUCGGGAGUGGAGCUAGAAAUAGAGUUUGAAUUUUUAGGGUAAACCAUACCUGAAACAUGGGUGGUCAAAGGAUUUGCAGUUUGCACGCCCGUGGGGCAUGCUAUGCCACUGCAUUGCUAGACUGCAGAAGAGGCCAUUGAACUGCAUUAGCUAGCUUCCGUUUUAGUGGUAUAAAUACCAGUUGCAGCCCAGAGCAUCCACUGCAUAUCCAAGAUGUUUAGCCAGCACAACGGUGCAGCAGCACAUGGCCUUCGGCUGCAGUCGCUGCUUAUCGCAGCCAUGCUCACCGCCGCAAUGGCAAUGGCCACGCCGACUGGCAGUGGUCACCACUUGCUGCCCCCCGGGAACCACAAGCUCUGCGGGCCCGCACUGUCCGAUGCCAUGGAUGUGGUGUGUCCCCAUGGCUUUAAUACGCUGCCAAGGAAACGUGAAAGCCUGCUGCUGGCCAACAGCGACGACGACGAGGACGCGAAGCAGGAGGAGGAGGAUGAUAGCAGCAUGUGGCAGACGCUGGACGGGACAGGUUACUCCUUCAGUCCACUGCUAACCAAUCUGUACGGAUCCGAGGUCCUGAUCAAGACGCGUCGUCGCUACAGGAGACACCUGACCGGUGGCGUCUACGACGAGUGCUGCGUCAAGACCUGCAGCUACUUGGAGUUAGCCAUCUACUGUCUACCGAAAUAGGACACUUGGCCAACACACACUCAUUACCCAGCAUGCAUACACUUAAACAUGGCAUUCCCACAUACAUCCUAUAUGUACACCCGUUCCCCCAACAGCAUUCGUAAUCCAAUUCGUAAUCACUUAUUUAUGCAGCACCAACUUUGACUAAUGAA
Molecule: messenger RNA, 932 nt
Organism: Drosophila simulans
Lineage: Eukaryota; Metazoa; Arthropoda; Insecta; Diptera; Drosophilidae
Gene: Ilp1
Product: probable insulin-like peptide 1
Exons: 1
Coding region: 310-780 (156 amino acids)
Cellular component (GO): extracellular region
Molecular function (GO): hormone activity
Source: RefSeq, a predicted model, not a curated record